Molecule: messenger RNA, 306 nt
Organism: Sparassis crispa
Lineage: Eukaryota; Fungi; Basidiomycota; Agaricomycetes; Polyporales; Sparassidaceae
Exons: 3
Coding region: 1-306 (101 amino acids)
Source: RefSeq, a predicted model, not a curated record
AUGCUGCUGUUCACACAGGGCCCCAUCUUUACCCGCGAUAUACUUAGGCAGCCUGAUCUGCGGCCGUCCAUCGGAAAUAACCUUCUCGGACACCGUGGGCGAAACGAACCCUCUUGCUCUCCCCGGAUUUGCUCCAGUCACUCAAUUCGAGCAGACGCGUGCACGUUGCUCGAAAAGUGCGCUAUUUGCGCCACGGUGCUGAUGGCGAAUAGCUUCCAGCGCAUGGUCCUGUAUCGGUUCUAUCUUUGCUGCGCGAAUCACGUGGUCCGCGUUUCUCACAACUUCCUACAACAACCAAGAACUUGA